AUAAGCAAGUCUCACCGUGUAGCGUAGAUAAUUGCUUAAAUGCGUUUUUGCUUCUCCCUGACGUCACAGUCAGCUGAUCAAUUGCGGGGUAUUUUUUUCUCCCAACAAUCCAGUUGCAUGCAGUUCCCUGGGAAUAUUUAGCACAGUCUGUUGCUCUUCUGCUCCAGUGUACUUGACCUUGACGGAAAAUUCUACCCCUAUCUGAAUAAAAAGAAUCAAACUGAUAAUUUUUCGUGGCGCGUCUAAAUUCGCAAGAAACUUCAUAUUUUUUUGUAGAAUUAAUGUCAUCAGUAGUGACCUCGAAAUCAGCAAAAGAUGCUCUCACAUGAAAUGAAUUGACAUGGGGCUUGUUGCACAGAAUUUUCUGUUCCUAAUCACCUUUGGCUACAGCUAAAACAAAUACACCAGUUGACAGAAACUAAAUAGUAAUAAAUACAGAUUUUCGCAUACUUUUGAUAAAUCGUCACACAAAAAAAAAAACAACAGUUUUUUCUUCGGAAAAUAUUUUGAACGGAAACAUUAUGGACAAUCAAGAGAGUAUUUCGUCCGCUAGAAGCCUUCCGCAAUGGAUGAGAACAAAAAUGGACAACAGACUCGAUGCCACUGAUAUUCCAUUUUCACCACCAACUCACGAUGAGUCAUUCUUCUACGUGCGGUAUCCGGCGGGUGAGAGGAAGAGGCAGGAGGAUUUGAGUCAUAUUAGGAAUGCUCUGGAGGAUGGAGGGGUGAGCAGUUUGGCAAAAACAAGAGAUUUUUCAAAGCACACGGAUCAGUGCAAGAUGUUCCUCAGUGAGGCCAAUCAGAGGGCCAAGAUCAACACCACGGGUGUUCCGGCUAAGCCUGUUGGCACUGAUGAUGGCUUCAAGGGUGCCGGUGCAGCGUGUGGGAGUUCUAUUGUGAAAAUGGCUCAAGCUAUGGUCAGCACUCGACCCUUCACGCGUGGAUUCACCGUGGCAAAUUUUGAGGAGGCAUCACCAGAUACUGACUUCCCCAUGAUAAAUCCCGAGGAAGACUUUGAAAUUGCCAACUCGAAGAAAAAUAUGAUGAGACGUGGUUCAAAAUCACUUCCAGCAUCACCAAUGGGAUCUCCAAAAACUGGCAGGAAGAUCCAUCAGAAUCCCUACUUCACAACAAAUCAGACAACACUCGUGAUUGGAGAUCAAAAGAAGUGGAAUUUGUCGGAUUUUCUAGGACUUCAGCGACGGACAACAGCCCUCUCGACGCAAUCCGUGGCAUCGCAAAUUGAUGAGAAUGCCGAGGAAGCCCUUGAACUUGAUAGUAAAUUCGUCAAUUUGGACCAUGAUAGGGCAGUGGAGGCCAAUCAGGGUAAGACUACUGAGGCACCAACAGUAUUGAAGGCAAAGCCAUCGGAAUUGCGAGAAAUGAAUUUUUGGUCACCGACCUCCAUGUAGAGAAAUCCAUCAUAUAACAACUUUAAGAAAAAAAAAUGCUCUUUCAACUCUCUUUUUUUCCUUCAAUUUUAACGAUAAAAAAAUUUAAUAAGAGAUGUUUUCAAUUUUUUUUAUCCUUCAACCGGCAAUUUAAUUUUAAUUAACCUUUUGAAAAGCUUUUCUUGUUUUAAUGUUGUAGCCGAUAGAGAAAGUUCAUUCCCUUCUUGGAGUCAUAAGAGUGUAAUAAUCUUUUUUUUUCUUCCCAUAAAGAGUCUAUCUUUCUUUGUUAUAUUUUUUUUCUUGUUUUGUAUAAAUAUGAUAAUUUUUAUCAAUGGCUAUUUUGAUAAGAGGGAAAGUUUUUGUGGUUGUAUUCUCAGAGAAUCAUCAAAAAUUCCCCCCAUAGAGACAAAAAUAGCAACAAAAGACAUUUUAUCGUACAACACAAUCUCUAAAAAAAAAACAAAAUUCUCAAACGGAGCGUGAAAAAAAUAAAUGUUCCCUCUUGUAAAAAAAUUGAUAUUUUGGGCUCUGUUAGUGAUUCGCUGAGCGGAAAAAAGAAUUUAAGAAUUGAAACACGUUAGGUGUUCUUCAUUGAAAUUUAAUAAAAAUAAAUCUUGUGAAAAUCAACACA
Messenger RNA from Phlebotomus papatasi, 2022 nucleotides. RefSeq lists its product as uncharacterized. The transcript is spliced from 7 exons. The record is from RefSeq and is a predicted model, not a curated record. The coding region runs from base 522 to 1412 and encodes 296 amino acids. NCBI's taxonomy places the organism in Eukaryota, Metazoa, Arthropoda, Insecta, Diptera, Psychodidae.